AUCAUGAAGCUGACCAUCAAAACACUCGACCAGAAAACCUUCUAUGUGGAAUUCGAUGAAACGAAAACCGUUUGGGACUUGAAGGCACAAAUCGUGCCCGAAGUUGGUGUCCAGCCGGAACUGCAAGUGGUGGUGUAUGCCGGACGUGUGUUAGACAAUGACCAGGUUUUGAAAACAUAUAGUAUCGAUGAGCGCAAAUUCUUGGUGGUAAUGGCCAAGAAGGUGCCACAACCGGCUACGGCAGCUGCCAAGGAACCGGACUCAAAAACUGCUAGCGAACCGGCAACAAAAACUACAACUAGUGAACAGAAAAAGGAAACAACACCGGCUGCUGCAACCACAACCGCAACAACAACCAGUACAUCCGCCUCGACAGUCGGCAGUGAAAGUGCACCAGCAGCAGCCCGGGAGUCAUCGAGUGCUGCCAGUAAUAUAUUGGGUGUCAUGGACGUUUCGCCCACAGCUGCCGCCAAUGAGUCAAUGGUUCGUGAAAUAAUGAGCAUGGGUUAUCCCGAAUCCGAUGUACGUCGUGCCCUAUUGGCCAGUUUCAAUAAUCCCGAUCGGGCCAUUGAAUAUCUGAUUGAAGGCAUUCCCGAUAUACCGGAUAUAAUGGACACCGCACCACCCUCUAUACCGACAGUGAAUCCACCAAGCGGUGGUGCCGGUUCGGGCGGAGCAACUUCCUUGAAUUUCUUGCGUGAAGAUCCUCGUUUCAAUCAAAUGCGUCGAGUAAUACGCCAACGUCCCGAACUGUUGAGCAGUGUUUUGGCCCGCAUCGGUGAAACCAAUCCGAAUUUGUUAGCAAUUAUACGCGAAAAUCAAGACGAAUUUGUGGCCAUGCUCAAUGAAGAGGUUAGUGGUGGUGGAGGCGGCAGUGGUGGUGCCGGUAGUGGUGGCGUGGAAGCUGGUGAAUCUCUUGGCCGUGUUGGUUCCGAAUCUAGAGAGGAUGUUGUGGAAAUCAUCCUAACCGAAGAGGAAAAACAGGCGGUAGAUCGUUUGGUUGGCUUGGGAUUUCCACGAGAAAUUGUGUUGCAGGCCUUCAUUGCCUGCGAGAAGAAUGAAGAACAAACAGCCGAUUUCUUGUGUCGACACAUGGAGGAUUAAACGAG
Molecule: messenger RNA, 1109 nt
Organism: Musca vetustissima
Lineage: Eukaryota; Metazoa; Arthropoda; Insecta; Diptera; Muscidae
Product: UV excision repair protein RAD23 homolog B-like
Exons: 2
Coding region: 4-1104 (366 amino acids)
Biological process (GO): proteasome-mediated ubiquitin-dependent protein catabolic process; nucleotide-excision repair
Cellular component (GO): cytosol; nucleoplasm
Molecular function (GO): polyubiquitin modification-dependent protein binding; damaged DNA binding; ubiquitin binding
Source: RefSeq, a predicted model, not a curated record